GACAUUUUUAGGAAACAAAAAUGCUUACAAUGAUGCAGCCAUACAAGAUUUCCCUGGAGGAACAAGAGCAAGAGCUUUGCGCUUUAUUCCAUUAACAUAUGUUGGUCAACCGUGUGUGAGAAUUGAAAUCUGUGGUGCUAGUAAGUUACUUUUCUUUUCUCGUUAAAGAGGGUAUAAAUCAACAAAUUAAAUUAUUGCUAUUAUUAUGUAAUUGACUGUCAUUACACGUUUACACGCAAAUCAUUUAGGGAUGUUUACUCAAACCUCCGAUACUCCCAGUCUUUGUUCGAUGUGUCCAUAGCACGUGUAUCGUGGCACACAGAGAUGAAAAUGUUAUUUUACAAUAACUCCUUUCGUUCUAGUUCUGUUACCAAAUAAACCUACAAACCUCACGGUCACUAACGUCAAGUCAAGAACUGCUAGGAUAUCUUGGGCGGAUCCUAACAACACAGGAGAUGGAGUUCUUACAGGAUUUCAGAUUCAACUGAAGGAAAACAACUCUCUCAUCCAGAAUAUUACCAAAGAUAAAGACAAUGAAUACGAUUUAGAUAAUCUGACACCAUACACUACAUACAAAAUAUCAGUAGCUGUUCGAAAUAAACAUGGUUUUGGAGAAGAAACUAUUACUUCGUUCAAAACAUCUGAAGAAGGUAAAAUAAAAUAAAAUAGAUAAAAGCGUACACAAUUCAUAGGAUUAUUUGUCAAUCUGCAGGGUGUGAAGCUUUCUUUCAUUUCUUACAAAAUCAGAAGUUGCUUUUCCAUUUUUAGAUAUAGGUUGAUAGACUGUUCCUUGUUUAAUGGUUUGAAAUGUUACAGAACCUUGAUCGUCAAUAUAAUUUAAGAAAGAUUGGUCUGAUGUUUGUUUCAUUUUCAAGCGUCAGCCAGCGUGGCCGGCUCUCCAAGGGAAGUUAACAUGUUGGUUAUGUGGAAUAUUGCAACAACUCUCGCACACAAUGGUGAUAUUAUCGCAGAUCAUGGCUCAGAUUCAGCAGAAUUGUCACGCAUUAUUACCAACCAACCCCCUCCCCACACAUGUGUAUAGCUAAUACAAUAUUUAUUUUACAAAAACAACUUACCAUAUUAUCUCAUUUUAAAUUUUAGCUCCAGAAGGUCCUCCACUGAAUGUCACAGUGAUUGCAGAAAGCUCAUCAUCAUUAUUGGUCACGUGGGAACCUCCUGAAAAAGACAAAAGAAAUGGUAUUAUCGUCAGUUAUACCGUGUGCAUCUCACAUGAAGAAAGUAAACCUUGCUUUAGGGAAUAUACUACAAAGAAAAAGAUGGUAGUCAUCGAAAAUUUGAUUGACUCAACAAAAUAUUAUGCUGGUGUUCUUGCAAGUACCGAAGUUGGUCCUGGACCAUAUAGUGAAAGUAAAGGGAAAUUUACCAAUGCAGGUAGUAUGUGUCGCCUUGGCUAUACACGUAAUGCAAUUUUUAUAAACAUGCAUGAGGCUUGUAGUUUUAUCAUGUUUUACCAAAUCUACAUAUUUUCUUAUAGAACAACCAGAAGUGUCCACAAAUGGAACAGCAUAUACCCUGACUUUCUCCUUGCAGAUUCCUUCACAAAAAUUCACGUAAGUCAAAAACUUUUGAAAAAUGACACAGAAAUAUUGCAUCUCGCGAUAACGACCUGCUCAGGACGUUAAGGCUGUCCUGUGAAUUUACCUUGUGCAUUUUAUCACAUAGAAAUUUAUUUGUAGGCACUUUUACGUCGUGGCUUUGAAAUUAAAAGACGGAAAGAAAGGUCGAUCUCCAGCAAGUUAUGAAAACAACGAGUUAGUGACGUACGCUGAAGCAGAAAAAUCAACCGACUCGAAACCUUAUAUCGCUGCAGUAGUAACAUCAAAGGAUGGAAACAUGUUUAUACUUGGUGAUAGCAGAAAUACAAGUGACCCAACACCACGAAGACGCAGAUCAACCUCGAGUGAUUAUUAUAAUGGUCCGUUGGAACCUGGGACUAGUUACAGUAUUUUUCAAAGGAUUUUUAUUAAUAAUAAGGUAUGGUACUUGUUGGUUAUCACACUUUAGAAGUAAAUAUUUCCUUGUCUAAAGCCUGGUUUACACUAUCAAAGUUUCUAUGAUCACAGUGGGAAGUUGAAGUUUUAAGUUUUGAAGGAUUUGUAAGAACUGUUUGAGGGAACUGACUCAGUGUUAAACACGUAUUUGUACCUGACAGACAAAUAUACUAUCACCUUCAUUACUACAGGGUGACUAUUACUCCACAGAUUGGAGUCCUGCUUCAAAAACGAGCAAAUAUUCAGGUACGUCAUUUAAGAAAAUUCUACUAAUACUUGAGCUAGAUAUCUGCUGUCAUCCCAACGAAAUAUACUAUACUUUUACAGGAAUUGAAAAGUAAAUUUAUGGAGACAGUACAUUAUUACAAUAUUCAAAUGAUUUUGUAUAUUUCUGUUUCCCAGGUGGCCCUCGUGUAUUGACCAAGAUAUCCAGUGGUGACAUAAAGGCAAAGGAAGGUGAUCUUGUCAACCUACUGUGUUCUGCUCAAGGUGAACUUCCACUUACUUUCAGUUGGAAAAAAGACCAGAAGCCACUGCAUAGUUUCACGGAAACUGAAAAGCCUCAUCGCAGUUCUUUACUUGUUGUAACAGUGAAAGACCAGACAAGUUUUGGAAAAUAUAUUUGUCAUAUCCGAGAUCGAUUUAAAAGCACUACUACUCAUACAAUUUCGAUCCAAAAACUUAAAGAUACAG
Molecule: messenger RNA, 2705 nt
Organism: Paramuricea clavata
Lineage: Eukaryota; Metazoa; Cnidaria; Anthozoa; Malacalcyonacea; Plexauridae
Source: the annotation of a GenBank genome assembly